Messenger RNA from Monoraphidium neglectum, 1122 nucleotides. RefSeq lists its product as hypothetical. The record is from RefSeq and is a predicted model, not a curated record. Bases 1 to 1122 code for a protein of 373 amino acids. The transcript has a single exon. NCBI's taxonomy places the organism in Eukaryota, Viridiplantae, Chlorophyta, Chlorophyceae, Sphaeropleales, Selenastraceae.
AUGCGGCAGCUCAUGCGCAACACGUGGGUCACUGAGGCCCUCGCCAACGUCUGGGGGGUCACGGGACAGCGCAAAGCUCCAGGCCCGACAGCUCAGAUCGAGCCUAUGCAGCAGCAGCUGCAACAGCAGCCGUGUGUGCGAGCGGGCCGCAGCAGCGUGGCAUGCCAGACGGCGGAGCAGGCUGCGCCGAGGGCAGAGUGCGCCGCAACCCAGACGCCCGCACGCCUGGCAUCAGCGACGGUGGAGACGCAGACCGAGGCAUGCCCGCCGCUGCCGCUGGAGUGUUCAGCGGAGCAAGCGGGCGAUGGGGCGCCCGCGGACGUGAUGCUGGGCCCGCAACCUGCACCUGACGCAGGCUCGACGCCAAGCCCCGCGGCCACUGAGGCCAGGCGGUCUGAGGUGGUUGGGGGGAUGCAGCAGGGUUCUUCGGAGGAGCGCGGGGUGGAGGGCCACCGGCAGCAGCACGUGCCGCUGCUGCAGCAGCGGCAGGAGCAGCAGCAGAAGCAGCAGCAGGAGCAGCAGCAGGAGCAGCAGCAGGAGCAGCAGCAGCAGGAGCCGCAGGAGCAGCAGCAGGAGCAGCAGCAGGAGCAGCAGCAGGAGCAGCAGCAGGAGCAGCAGCAGGAGCAGCAGCAAGAGUCGCGCACGAACCCCGCAGGCCAGCAGGGGUAUUUUUCCAGGUGUUGGGGCAUGAAUGGCGGGGCCACCGCCAACACGGCACAGCAGCCAUGGAUCAAGGACGCCCUCUGCAAAGACAGUGAUGUUUGCCAUGUCGGCGGCACCUGCAGGAUCAGCAGCAGCACCAAUGUGCACACCACCACUGCAAUCACCUGCUCCUCAUGGGGUGGCACCAACAACGGCAACUUGGCCAACCGCGCCACCACUCAUUGCAAAUGUACCACGCCUGGCAGCAUUAGCCACUCGGGCGGCCCCGGCGUGUUCGAGUGUGCCGCAGGGCCCUGCUUUGCGCCUCGCGCCAUGCCCGGGACCCCCUCGUCGCCAACGAGCGGCAGCCACUGCAGCACACACACGGCGGAUGGCACCUCCAGCAGCUGCAGUGGCUGCGAGGACUUCGGCAAAGGCAGCGGCGGCGGCGGCGGCGGUGAUUGCGACGGAGAUUGCUGA